AUGAUCAAAAUCCAUAACUUGCUUAAUUACAUUUAAAGUUCAUCAAACAGAAAAAUAAAAAUAAAAAGGAAAAAAUUCUGAUAAUAUCAUAAUACCAUUAGCUAUUAAUUAGAGAGAUGACAACAGCAACAGGAAUACUUGAAGUAUUAGUGGUUUCAGCUAAUGGUCUUUCCAAUGCUGAUUUUUUAACAGGUAAAAUAGAUCCCUAUGUAGUCGUUCAAUACAAAGGUCAAGAGCGAAAAACCCAUAUUGCAAGAGGGCAAGGUAAUAAUCCAGAAUGGAACCAAAAAAUGAAAUUCAGGGCAGAGUACCCAGGUUCAGGGACUGACUACAACAUUACUCUUAAGCUCAUGGACCAUGACACUUUCUCGAAAGAUGAUUUCCUUGGCCGAACUACGAUUCAUGUGGGUGAUCUACUUGCUAUGGGAGUAGAGAAAGGUUCUUAUGACCUUCAUCCUUCAAAAUUCAGAGUGAUUGGGCAUGAUAAAAAAUACUCCGGUGACAUCAAAGUUGGAGUCAAAUUCACUAAGACAUCAAAUAACCUUGAUGAAGAAGAGCACUUUGGAGGAUGGAAAGAGGUAGCUAUGGUGCUUGAAUAGCUUCCCUUAAUUGGUAGUCAUUCUUCAAUUGUAUAUAAUAUAUAUAGGCUUUUUUGCAUCUAACUUGGUGGUUAAGCCUAUAAUAUAAAACAUUUUCUUAUUGUUGGAUACCAAGGUUGUUUCUAGAAUAUGGAUCAUAUUGGAUCAAGAUUUUAUUAUUCAAUCUCUAGGGAUUAAUUCAUUCAUUAGAAUUUUUUUUUAUAUACUUUUAAGUGUAGCGAUUCAAUUCAAUUGAUAUUACGGUUCCAUACUAAUGUUAUGUUUUUUGAUACUUUUGUAAUAUUGUUCUAUAUUAAGUUUAGAGAUUCAAUUCGAUUGAUGUUAUAAUGAAUUAAAAUUACAGCGAUAUAAUUGUUUUUAAGAUUGUACAAAAGUAUUUUAUUUAUCUAUGUAAUGAAAAAAAGUUGUUAUUCGCCCUAUUUCACUUAUAAAACUAAGAGACGAGAGUUAUA
This is a messenger RNA of Amaranthus tricolor (Joseph's coat), 1051 nucleotides long. Its product is annotated as 16 kDa phloem protein 1. NCBI's taxonomy places the organism in Eukaryota, Viridiplantae, Streptophyta, Magnoliopsida, Caryophyllales, Amaranthaceae. The record is from RefSeq and is a predicted model, not a curated record. The coding region runs from base 117 to 599 and encodes 160 amino acids. The transcript is spliced from 5 exons.